AUGAUGUCCAAUAACAAUAGUAUUUGCAAUGGAUGUUCCUCCACAACCACUACCACGAUCAAUAAUAAUUCACGUUUCCUCUCUCCAACAGCCUCCUCUGCAGCCAGAAGAAGAGAAACCCUGCUGAGUACUCCAAAGAAAGCUCCACUCAAUUCAGCACCAUCAUCAUCAUCAGUUACUCAUCCAUCAUGUAAUGUAGCCAUGGAUGAGAAACAAUCUUCAUCAAAGAAGAAUCAUCUCAUUCAUACCCCACCUCCAAAUCAUCACCAUCAUCAACAUUCAAUUAUCAAACAUACAAAUUCUGUACCAUCGAAGAGAGGAACACUAUUGUACGAUCCAAAGAAUGCUCCAUCAACAGUCUCUAAAUCAAGUUCUAAAACUACACAUCAAUUAAAACCACAACCAUUGCCUCCUACAUUUGCCUCACCUCCAAAGAGGAAUACAACAGUUAAUUUCCACUCACCUCGAUCAAAAGCUCCAAUUCUCAGAACACCUAAAUCUCCACCAAAUAAUUAUAUUCCUGAAAAUCAGAGAGAGGCUUGGUCUAAUUUACAAACUUUGGGUGUGAUGAGUCCAUAUUCUAAGAGCUUAUUUAGUCCAUCAUGUCCAGAAACUCCAUUCUACAAGAAACAAGGUAGAUUUGGUAAUAUUAUUCUUCAAACAUCACUUUCUAAAAUGACAAAGGGAAUUAUGCUUGAUAAUGAGGAAUAUUUGACAGUUGGCUGUUAUACACAAUGUAAUAUUAGAGUUAAUCACAAAUGUCUUCUCAAGUUUGAUCCUGAUUAUGAUGAAGAAGGUUAUCCAUGUAUAUUUUUAUGUGUUUAUGAAGGAGCAAGUUUAAUCAAGCUUAAUGGAGAAAUUCUGGAAGGAUUAAUUGAGGAUGAUAUGGAUGGAAUUUUGUUAAAACACGACGAUGAGGUUAGAAUUAUAGACAAGUUGUUUUACUAUGAGAAUUUGAAUCAAUACGAAAGAGAAAAGAUGAAACUGGUUAGAGAAGUUGUUUCACAAUUGCCAUUAUUUGAUGCUGAGAAGGAAAAUCAACCAAAUCGUAUCAAUUCUACACCAAAAAAGGAGAAUGUUGAUGCUAAAACUGAAUUAUUCAGCCCUCCUCCAACAGGUUUUCCAACCUAUGUUGAUACCCCUAAGAGAAAACAGUCAAUCACCACUAAGAGAACUUCAAACGUUUCUGCUUAUGGAUUCCAAAUGAAUGCUACUUCUUUGGGAUCAUUUUCAGUUGCCACUGAUUCAUCCCUUAUCUAUGAUUGCAAUAAUGAGAAUAUGACCUCCACAGGUAGAAAGUCUGUAUCAUUUGGAGAGUCUGAAGUUGUUGUUUACAAACCUUCACACGAGCCAAGAAGAGUUUCAGCCAGAUUACAAAUUGAUGACGAUCUUUCCACAUCUAUGAAUGAUGAUUCUACUAUUUCUUUUGGAUGUGAUAAUUCAAUGCACGUUGAUGAUGUAACCAUUACACAAAGUAAUUUGACAAGUUUAAGUAACCUUUGCCAAAUUAUUUGCCUCCAAGAAGACCAACAAUGUACAGUGCAACCUGUAAUUGAUACUGGAAAGCCACCAGUUCUUGAUUGUGAUGAUAUAGAUUUAUUAAUCGAUGAUACUUUUAGCCAACCAAAUGUUGAAACUAACAAUGUUGAGCCAGUUUCCUCAAUGGCUAUGGAUGAGUCACCGGAGCUUUCCCCAAAUAAGGAACCAAUUAUAGAUGAAGAUUCUGUUGAUGCUAUUCCAACACCAUCAAGCUCUCAUUCAUCAAAAGCAUCCAAUUCAAGUUGUAAGAAGAGGACACCACAUGUUUAUACCUCUUCUGAUUCCGAGUCUGAUAUGUCUAGUUGUAAGAAGUCUGUUCUUUCUGAGGAAGAUGAACGUUUUCUCAACGAAAGAUUUGAUUAG
Molecule: messenger RNA, 1902 nt
Organism: Naegleria gruberi
Lineage: Eukaryota; Heterolobosea; Eutetramitea; Acrasida; Naegleriidae
Exons: 1
Coding region: 1-1902 (633 amino acids)
Source: RefSeq, a predicted model, not a curated record